AAGAUGAUUGAGCUUGGGGUCGCAGACGGGAGUCUGAUUGAUGAGCUGAUGGUGCUCACAGCCCAGAACCUAUGCAAACUGGAGAUCAAAGAACACUUCAACAUCAUCAAAGAGAUCGGCCGUGGAAAAUACGGCAAAGUGCUACUGGUCACACACCGCUGCAGGGGAACUCCUAUGGCUCUUAAGGUGAUGCCCAAGGCUUCUACAAAGCUGCAGGGCUUCCUGAGGGAAUACUGCAUCUCCCUGCAACUGUCCCGCCACCCCUGUAUCGUGGGACUAUUCGGAAUAGUCUUCCAGUCCAAGGAGCAUUACGGCUUCGCUCAGGAGCUUGUCGUCGGCAGAGACUUGUUCGCUAUCAUCCAGCCCAGGGUGGGAAUUCCAGAGAGUGCGGUGAAGCGCUGUGCUGUUCAGAUAGCCAGUGCUCUGGAGUUCAUCCACCAGCACGGCCUGGUGCACCGCGAUGUCAAACCCGAGAACAUUCUGCUCUUGGACAGCAACUGUUGCCGGGUCAAGCUGGCUGACUUUGGCCUCACCCAGAAGAGGGGCACACUCAUCAGCUUCAUCUCCGGCACCCUGCCCUACAUGUCUCCAGAGUUGUGUGCUGUGACGCUGAAGGAGGGCCAGAAAGAGGUGAAGGCACCUCCUGUGAGUGUGGAGCCCAGUCUGGACACCUGGGCCUUUGGCGUGCUCCUCUUCUGUGUCCUCACCGGUUUCUUCCCCUGGGAGCAUUGCGCUGAAGAGGACGACUUCUACCAGGAGUUCGCUGACUGGUGCAGGGAACCUACAGAGGCUGAAGUCCCAUCCCAGUGGAAGAGAUUUACCCCAGCCUGUCUGGAGAUGUUCGGCAAGUUAUUAGCACUGGAUGCUAAACAGAGGUGCUCAGUAGGGGAGGUCAAGGCCUACGUAGAUUAUGAAUGGUUGGGGACAGGCUCCACCAAUGGACUGACAGGGUUGAAUGGGAAGGUCAGGGCCACAUCUACCCCCAGUGUGUGCAAAAGCAGCCCUGUCCAAGAAGCGGUGCACUGA
Molecule: messenger RNA, 1026 nt
Organism: Chanos chanos (milkfish)
Lineage: Eukaryota; Metazoa; Chordata; Actinopteri; Gonorynchiformes; Chanidae
Product: serine/threonine-protein kinase SBK1
Exons: 3
Coding region: 4-1026 (340 amino acids)
Biological process (GO): protein phosphorylation
Molecular function (GO): ATP binding; protein serine/threonine kinase activity
Source: RefSeq, a predicted model, not a curated record